AUGGCGGAUCUCCCAAAGGAGCGAUUGGAUGGAUCGCAUGCAUUUGAAGUCACUGGCAUUGAUUUUUGUGGGCCAUUCUUUUACAAGCCGGAAGUGCGAAACAAGGCCCCAGUAAAAUGCUACGUUUGCGUCUUUAUCUGCUUCGCAACAAAGGCCAUUCACUUGGAGUUGGUCAGGGAUCUCUCAACGGUAACAUUUCUGCAUGGCCUCAAGAGAUUUAUAUGCGCCAGAAGGAGACCGCUGCAGAUUUGGUCGAACAAUGCAACGAACUUUGUGGGUGCACGCAAUGAGCUGCUUGAGUUGAGACGCCUAUUCCUCAGCGACGAGCAUCAGAAAGCGACGUUGGAUUUUUGCCUAGCGGAGCUUAUUGAUUGGCGCUUUUUUCCUCCCAGAUCGCCACAUUUUGGUGGUCUCUGGGAAGCUGCGGUGAAGACGGCGAAGUACCAUUUCUACCGCGCUAUUGGGCCUUCAGUGUUGACCUUCGACGAGCUGCGGACUCUUCUGUGCCAUAUUUCGGCAGUAGAUAACUCCCUGCCUUUAGUCUCAAUUUCAGAAAAUCACGCUGAUCUGGAUGUGCUAACGCCAGCCCACUUUCUGAAUGGUGGCCCACCAUUCUCAUUCAUCGAGUCGGAUGUGACCGCCCUCAACUUCAAUCGGUUGGAUGGAUGGCAACGUGUGGCCUACUUGCAGCAGGUCUUCUGGACCCGAUGGAAGGAAGAAUACCUGACGCUACUGCAGCAGCGCUCCAAAUGGCUGCAAUCCUUUGUCUGGUUCAGUCAGUUUCGCAAUCAUCUGGCCCAUGCUUCGAUUUACCCGCUCUACUUGACCACUAGCCUGUGGGGACCCGGUAGCUAUUUUUAUAUGUUUAACAUCAUUUUCCUCUAG
Drosophila ficusphila is the source of this 885-nucleotide messenger RNA. RefSeq lists its product as uncharacterized. Gene Ontology annotation, molecular function: nucleic acid binding. Bases 1 to 885 code for a protein of 294 amino acids. The record is from RefSeq and is a predicted model, not a curated record. The transcript is spliced from 2 exons. Lineage: Eukaryota; Metazoa; Arthropoda; Insecta; Diptera; Drosophilidae.